Messenger RNA from Ipomoea nil (Japanese morning glory), 1873 nucleotides. RefSeq names its product PTI1-like tyrosine-protein kinase 2. The record is from RefSeq and is a predicted model, not a curated record. Gene Ontology annotation, biological process: protein phosphorylation. NCBI's taxonomy places the organism in Eukaryota, Viridiplantae, Streptophyta, Magnoliopsida, Solanales, Convolvulaceae. The transcript has 8 exons. Bases 396 to 1601 code for a protein of 401 amino acids. Gene Ontology annotation, molecular function: protein tyrosine kinase activity; ATP binding.
UUUCGCUGUUCGUUGGUUGUCCGAUUUCAUACAUUUCUUCUCAUUCUCCAUACAGCGAAGACUACAACUGGGCGUUUUCUCUUUUUUCUCCUUAAAUAAACAAAUAAUUUUUUUAAAUAAUGAAAAAGCGGACCUUGAAUUCCGGAUUGCCUCUGAUCCGUGCCAAGUGCAAUUCUUCAAUUGCCCGUUUCUGUUAUCGUUCUCUUCCGUCAAUUCUCUAUUAAGCCUUCUUCUAUUCCAUUCCCAAUCCUUGGGGGUAUUUGAUACAUGCCCUUUCCAUCUUGAAUUCACCCUUUCAAUCCCCUUUCUCUCUGCUGUUCAGUUAAAAGAGUUUGGGGAUUCAUUAUUUUUUUUCCUGAAUAGUGAUUGUUUUUAUCUUUUUGCUUCAUUCGUCGAUGGAUGGCACAUUUCAUCGACGAGGGCUUGUGUCGAAUGCUCCAUCUCCAGGUUACUUUGUGCCACUGGAAACGUCAAGCAAAGAUGAUGGUGUUUAUCCAAAGAAGAGAGCAGGGAUGCGAAGAUGGUUUUGUUGCAUCUGCCAAUCAGAGGAAUCCCAUCCCACACGCGAAACUGAGCUCCUAAAAAGUCCCGCUAAGAAUUCUGAUGGACGUCCAAGACGCGCAAGAGUACAAGCUCCUGCCAAACCUGAGGUGGAGAAGGCAAUCCCAGUUAUUGAGGUGCCUGUUUAUUCUCUGGAGAAGUUAAAGGAAAAAACUGACAAUUUUGGAUCAAAGGUAUUAAUUGGUGAAGGAUCUUAUGGAAGAGUGUACCGUGCAAGUUUAGAUGAUGGCAAAGCUGUGGCUGUGAAGAAGUUAGAUAUGUCAUCUGAGCCAGCGCCAAAUGCUGAGUUCUUAACCCAGGUUUCCAUGGUUUCAAGGAUGAAACAUGUCAAUCUUAUUGAGCUGCUUGGCUACUGUGUAGAAGGGAGUCACCGUGUGUUAGUUUAUGAGUUUGCAACCAUGGGAUCUUUACAUGAUAUAUUGCAUGGAAGGAAGGGAGUACCAGGAUCACUGCCUGGCCCUACACUUGAUUGGAUGCAACGGGUCAGGAUCGCUGUUGAGGCUGCAAGGGGACUUGAAUAUUUGCACGAGAAGGUCCAACCUCCUUUAAUACACAGAGAUAUCAGAUCCAGCAACAUCCUUCUGUUUGACGACUUCAGUGCAAAGAUUGCAGAUUUUAACCUUUCUAAUCAAGCUCCAGAUAUGGCUGCCAGGCUUCAUUCUACUAGAGUUCUGGGAACAUUCGGUUAUCAUGCACCAGAAUAUGCAAUGACAGGACAACUAACACAGAAGAGCGACGUUUAUAGCUUUGGGGUCGUGCUGCUUGAACUUUUGACAGGCAGGAAACCUGUAGAUCAUACUAUGCCUCGCGGACAGCAGAGCCUUGUCACCUGGGCCACCCCAAGAUUGAGUGAAGACAAAGUGCACCAAUGUGUAGACCCAAAGCUAGGAGAGUGUCCUCCAAAAGCUGUGGCAAAGAUGGCAGCUGUUGCAGCAUUGUGUGUACAAUAUGAGUCCGAAUUUCGCCCCAACAUGAGCAUUGUUGUGAAGGCUCUCCAGCCAUUGUUGAAGUCUCACGCUCCUCAUGCUCAUGAAAUGUAAUGUUGAUAUUAUCGGCUGCUCAGGAUUUCUACACAAAGCAUCAUCUAUCCCCAAAAUUACCCCCUACCCCCAAAAACAAAAAAAAAAAAAAACAAAAAAACAAAAGAAAAAUGAAUCUUAGGAUUUGCCUAUGUGGUCUACUCAAUUAUUGUGAUAUGUUGUUAUUGAUUGAAUCAUGGAUAUUGAUCUGUGGUGAUUUUCUCCAGUGAGUAUGCUGUAUAUCAUAUUUAUUUUUAUUUAUUUAUAUCAAUGGAGGUGAUAACAUUAAGUAA